GCGGUGGCUAGAUGCUCGGGAAGCUCAUUCUUGCGUUUGAUUUGUUCUGAAAGCGCGGAAGCGCAAUGAAGGGACUCCAAGAUGGACAAAUUGGUCAGUUAGCGAUACUGAUAAGUGCCUGUCUUUUGCUAGUGGCAGCGAAAGAAGCUGGCACCCGUCCGCCUCAUGUGCUCUUCAUCUUGGCGGACGAUUAUGGCUGGAAUGACGUGGGUUUUCACGGAUCCGAAAUCAGAACUCCGAAUCUCGACAAACUUGCAGCCCAAGGCGUCCGCCUGGAGAAUUACUACGUGCAGCCCCUGUGCACACCGUCCAGAAAUCAGCUGAUGACGGGCCGAUAUCAGAUCCAUACAGGCAUGCAGCACCAGAUCAUUUGGCCUUGUCAGCCUUACUGUGUUCCUUUGGAUGAGAAGCUGUUGCCUGAGCUGCUCCGAGACGCUGGGUACUCCACACACAUGGUGGGCAAGUGGCACUUGGGCAUGUAUCAGAAGGACUGCCUUCCAACGCGCCGUGGAUUUGAUACCUACUUUGGUUAUUUGACUGGAAGUGAAGAUUACUUCUCUCAUGAGCGCUGUGUGUUCAUAACUCCUUUAAACGUUACCCGAUGUGCUCUGGACUUGCGUGAUGGCGAGGAGGUGGCUGAAGAAUACAAUGGCACUUACUCCACAGAGCUAUUUGUUCAAAGAGUCUUGAAAAUUAUAGCCAACCACAAUCCACAAAAACCGCUGUUCCUAUACGUUGCAUUCCAAGCUGUUCACAGCCCCCUGCAAGUGCCAGAGCGAUAUCUGGAGCAGUACACAUUCAUCAAGGAUGGACACAGGCGGCAUUUUGCGGGCAUGGUGUCUGCUAUGGAUGAAGCGGUGGGCAACAUCACUGAGGCUCUGCAUAUAAACAAGCUCUGGGAGAAUACGGUGCUGAUUUUUUCUACAGAUAAUGGAGGUCAGACUUUAGAAGGUGGAAACAACUGGCCACUAAGGGGAAGAAAAUGGAGUCUUUGGGAGGGAGGCGUGCGAGGUGUGGGCUUUGUUACAAGUCCAUUGUUGAAGGAAACUGGAGUGAUCAGCAGGGAGCUUAUCCACAUUUCCGACUGGCUGCCAACACUAGUGGGACUGGCCGGGGGCUCCACCAAUGGGACUAAACCCUUGGACGGCUUUAACGUUUGGAAAACGAUCAGUGAAGGAGCACCUUCUCCUAGAGAGGAGCUACUGCAUAAUAUUGACCCACUGUAUGUGGACAUCGCCCCAUGUCCUGGUUCAAGUUCCCAAAUGACUUUUGACCAACUCUACUGGAGUAAUUCUGCUUUCAAUAUUUCAAUUCACGCUGCUAUCCGCUAUGGGGAAUGGAAACUGCUGACUGGAUACCCAGGCUGUAGCUACUGGUUUCCUCCCCCUGCCCUCUUCAACGCCUCUCAGAUGGUGUCACCGGACCCUCCAGACAAGCAGGUGUGGCUGUUUAACAUAACCUCCGAUCCCGAAGAACGACAUGACCUUUCAAGGAAACAUCCACAUGUCGUGGCCCAGCUGCUCAUGAGACUUCAGAAUUACCAGAAGAGUUCAGUGCCAAUUGUUUAUCCUGAUGAAGACCCUCGCUGUGACCCCCAGGCUACUGGAGCAUGGGGUCCAUGGGAGUAAAAAAGA
Molecule: messenger RNA, 1634 nt
Organism: Erpetoichthys calabaricus (reedfish)
Lineage: Eukaryota; Metazoa; Chordata; Cladistia; Polypteriformes; Polypteridae
Gene: arsb
Product: arylsulfatase B
Exons: 8
Coding region: 66-1628 (520 amino acids)
Source: RefSeq, a predicted model, not a curated record